CCCUGAGCCGGCGAUCAUAAUUCGUAGAUAAGAAUGGACACUGAGGUAAAUUUAAUUGCUCUAUCGGUCACGUGCGUUCGGAAAUUGUAAUUCGUAUCCGAAAAGCGACUACUGAGUGCACGCCGAGAAUCUACUCGGCCAUAGCGAUAUAAAUUAGCCAAUAACAGAAAAUAAAAAUUUGAUUUAUAAUAUUCCCCAAUUUUGUUCUACGGUUUAUAGUAUUAAGUGAUUUUACUUCAACCCAUUGUCGCAGUCGAAGUACCACGAGUUUGUUCAAAUGUUUUUUGCUUGCUACCGUUGUUAUUCCUACACAAAAUAUGAAAAGGUUGUGUGAACCCAGAUCUAUAUAGAUAAGAAAUAAUGUAUACCCACAAAGUAACCCACAUGAAUGUGAAACAACCAUUUUAUGUUGACCUACCUAGAAUUCUAUAAAAUUCAACAUGUCAAAGGCUCUUGUAAGUUUAGUCACAGGAGCUGCUUCCGGAUUAGGAAAAGCCACUGUUGAACGGCUUGUGAAAGAUGGAUACAAAGUAAUAAUGUGCGACUUACCGUCGUCGGAAGGAAAAAGUAUUGCUGAAACAAUUGGUCCCAACACUAAUUUCGUUCCUACUGAUGUACGAUCUGAAACUGAUGUUCAGAAUGCUAUUGAUACAUGUCAACAACUCCAUGGAAAAUUAAACUUGAUCGUCAAUUGUGCUGGUAUAAGUGUUGCACGCAAAGUAUUUAAUUUCAACAAAAGCAGUGCCCAUAGCUUAGAAGAAUUUACUGAUGUACUUAUGGUAAAUACUGUAGGCAGUUUCAAUGUUAUCCGAUUAGGUGCAGCACUGAUGGGAAAUAACGAAACUGACGAAAAUGGUCAACGAGGAGUUGUAAUCAAUACAUCAGGAUAUUCUGCUUAUGAUGGGCAAACAGGCCAAGUUGCUUUUGCAGCCAGCAAAGGAGCAAUUGCUGCAAUGACAUUACCUCUUGCAAGAGAUAUGGCAUCCCAAGGCAUUAGGCAUUGUUCAAUAGCUCCAGGAUUAUUCGAUACUCCUUUAUUAAGUCAUUUACCAGACAAAGUCAAAAACUAUUUUGCAGAUAUGACACCAUUUCCCAAAAGAUUAGGACAACCAGAAGAGUUUGCAAAUCUUGUUGUAAGCAUUGUCAAUAAUCCAUUUCUAAAUGGAGAAGUUAUUAGAAUAGACGGUGGAAUCAGAUUUAUCUAAAUCAUUUCUAGUACCUAUCGGCUAUCGUAAUGUAUUUUAAGUUUGUGCUUCUCCAUAUUAUAUUAAUGUAUUUAAUGUUUAAUUUUAGUAGUUGUCAAUAAAUAGUAAAAUAAAAUGUAUC
Myzus persicae (green peach aphid) is the source of this 1326-nucleotide messenger RNA. Its product is annotated as 3-hydroxyacyl-CoA dehydrogenase type-2-like. Bases 441 to 1205 code for a protein of 254 amino acids. Gene Ontology annotation, biological process: fatty acid metabolic process; androgen metabolic process; estrogen metabolic process. Gene Ontology annotation, cellular component: mitochondrion. NCBI's taxonomy places the organism in Eukaryota, Metazoa, Arthropoda, Insecta, Hemiptera, Aphididae. The record is from RefSeq and is a predicted model, not a curated record. The transcript is spliced from 3 exons. Gene Ontology annotation, molecular function: estradiol 17-beta-dehydrogenase [NAD(P)+] activity.